Messenger RNA from Fundulus heteroclitus (mummichog), 1061 nucleotides. RefSeq names its product dCMP deaminase (gene dctd). Gene Ontology annotation, biological process: dUMP biosynthetic process; dTMP biosynthetic process. The coding region runs from base 109 to 678 and encodes 189 amino acids. The transcript is spliced from 6 exons. The record is from RefSeq and is a predicted model, not a curated record. Lineage: Eukaryota; Metazoa; Chordata; Actinopteri; Cyprinodontiformes; Fundulidae. Gene Ontology annotation, molecular function: dCMP deaminase activity; zinc ion binding. Gene Ontology annotation, cellular component: cytoplasm.
CAGUAAACGCGGGAGUUUUUGCUCCUGCAGCGCGGCUGGCUGAGUUCUGUUGUGGGUUCCUUCCGUGUUUGCUGCUCAGAGAAAGUUUCCCUUCUUCAGCUGUUCACCAUGGAAGACAGUCAGAUGCCGGACCUGUUAAACAGUGGAACGACCCGGAAAAGGGAGGACUACCUGGAGUGGCCGGAGUACUUCAUGGCUGUGGCCUUCCUGUCAGCUCAGCGAAGCAAAGACCCAAGUUCUCAGGUGGGCGCCUGCAUAGUGAAUCAGGAGAAUAAGAUCGUCGGCAUCGGUUACAACGGUAUGCCCAAUGGCUGCGAUGACGACCUGUUACCCUGGUCUCGUUCUGAUGAUGAUCGGCUCAACACCAAAUACCCGUACGUGUGUCACGCAGAGCUGAAUGCCAUCAUGAACAAGAACAGUGCCGACGUGAAAGGAUGCACCAUGUAUGUGGCUUUGUUCCCAUGCAAUGAGUGCGCUAAGCUUAUCAUCCAGGCAGGCCUUAAGGAAGUGGUGUACCUUUCUGACAAGUACCAUGAUACACCUGAGAUGACUGCUUCCAGAAGGCUGCUCAGCAUGGCUGGAGUCCACUUCAGGCAGUUCAAGCCCAAGAGGUCGGAGAUUGUUAUUGAUUUUGAUUCCAUUAACCACCAGGGAAUGCUGGAUCACGCCUCCAAGUGAAAGCCGGCGUGGAGCGCUGCUGAAUGAAGCCGAUGGAGAAAGACGGCUUUCUGCAGAUGUUUCCAUGAACUACUCCUGAAAAUGUUAGUGUUUGUGUGGAGCACUUUAAUCCAUCAUGUUUGUCCUCACAGUCAGGGUUUCAUUUAGUGCCAGCAUUGGGUCUGAAAUGUUAGUAUUAUGACUCCUGCUUCUGAUCUUUUCAAAUCUUUCAUCUUGGGACUUUUUUCAUAUUUCUCCUUCAUGGAGGUUUCCUGCUGUGUGUUUAAAAACACUUUUAUUUCUUGAUCCACAGCUUUCUAAUUUAGUUUUUAUUGGUAGUAAAGAUGCUUUAGGCGGGAUAUUCUUGAUACUGUGGAUCACUCUGGAUUGUUAGAUUUGUAUAU